Molecule: messenger RNA, 1544 nt
Organism: Neopelma chrysocephalum (saffron-crested tyrant-manakin)
Lineage: Eukaryota; Metazoa; Chordata; Aves; Passeriformes; Pipridae
Product: geranylgeranyl transferase type-2 subunit alpha-like
Exons: 12
Biological process (GO): protein geranylgeranylation
Cellular component (GO): cytoplasm; Rab-protein geranylgeranyltransferase complex
Molecular function (GO): zinc ion binding; Rab geranylgeranyltransferase activity; protein binding
Source: RefSeq, a predicted model, not a curated record
GGUGGCAUUCCCAGUCCACGCCUGGGAGCACCGGUGACUUGGGACGACCCCGAGGCUGCACUGGGAGCGCCCCAGGCCUUACUGGUUUAUACUGGUUUAUACUGGUUUUUACUGGUUUUUACUGGGAGCGACCCUCAGGGGCUCCCAGUGCCAAACUGGUUUAUACUGGUGGCAUUCCCAGUCCACGCCUGGGAGCACCGGCGGGCGCUGGUGGCCCGGGAAGAUCCCGAUUCCGAACUGGCCUUCGCCGGAGACCUCCUGAGCCGCGACUUCUCCAACUUCUCGGCCUGGCACCACCGCCUGCGGCUCCUGAUGCCCGCCGGGAAGCCGAUGCCCCCCGACAGGCUGAAGGCGGAGCUGGAGCUGGUGCAGAACGCCGUCUUCACCGACCCCACCGACCAGAGUGCCUGGGUCUACCUGCGCUGCAUCCUCUCCCGAGCCACCCCCCCGCCGAGGAUCAUCUGUGUGUACGUCGACCGAGAGGACGCCACGUUGGCCGUCGUCUUCUCCCGCCCUGUCGUGGUGAGCCCGGAUCGCCCGGACCUGAGAGCGACCCUGGAUGGCUCCGCCCUGGAAGGGGCGUGGCGCUCAGGGGAAGGGCGGCCACGCCCCAGCCACACCUGGCUCCUGGACCUGCCCCGACCCGCAGAGGCCCCGCCCACCGAGCGGCCACGCCUCCAGCUGGGCGUCACCUGGGAGCCCGACUCCGCCCACCGCCAGGUGAUGCUGCUGCCAGACGAGGACGAGGCCUGGUGGCAGGAGCCAAUCGCGGCCCGGGAGCUGUUUUGGCCCGAGGUGGGCGUGGCCAACCCCCAGGUGCUGUGGGAACAGGUGGAGACCUGCCGGGAACUGCUGGAAUUGGAGCCGCGGAGCCGAGGCUGCCUCCUCACCCUAUCACUGCUGCUGUCGGCGCUGGACCCCCUUGGCCACGCCCACGAGGCCCGGAAGCACCUGGAGAACCUCAAGGAGGCCGACCCGCUGCGAUUGGGCUUCGCGGCCGACGCGGCCUCGCGAUUGGAGGCGGCGCUGGGGGUGCUGGGAUUGGGGGCGGGGCCGGGGCCGGUGUGGCUCCGCCUCCCCGAGAAGGCAAUGACGUCACUUCCUCUCCCGGAGCGGAUGGUCCUGGUGACCCACCUGGAUCUUUCCGGAAACCUCCUGAGGACCCUCCCCCCAAAUUUGGGGGCCCUGCGGCGCCUCCAGGAACUGGACCUGUCCCGGAACCGGAUGUCGGAUCUGGGGGGGUUCCCGCCCCUCCCCCGCCUGGAGCGGCUGCGGCUCCACGGGAACCCCAUCGGCCACGCCCCCGCCCUCGCCCCAUUGGCCGCCUGCCCCCGCCUGGCUCACCUGGGAUUGGCCGAGACCCCCCUGAGCUCCGCCCCCGAGGGCCCCGCCCAGCUGGCCCAGCUCCUCCCCCUCGUCGACGUCGCCUGGACCUGAUUGGCUGCUGGGACGGAGGCCACGCCCACCCGCAUGUUGCUGCCGGCCACGCCCCCUUUGGGGCUUGGCCCCGCCCCCCUGAGGGGCGUGUCUAAUAAAGUGAUGUC